Molecule: messenger RNA, 867 nt
Organism: Leptidea sinapis
Lineage: Eukaryota; Metazoa; Arthropoda; Insecta; Lepidoptera; Pieridae
Gene: UK114
Product: 2-iminobutanoate/2-iminopropanoate deaminase-like
Exons: 3
Coding region: 266-715 (149 amino acids)
Cellular component (GO): cytosol
Molecular function (GO): deaminase activity
Source: RefSeq, a predicted model, not a curated record
AAAUGCAAUAUUAAGAUUUUCAAAUGAUUAUCAAGAAUAAUAAUAUCUUUAAUUUACAUUAGUCAUUUAAUAAGUUCUUGAUAAGAAUCGUUUUUAAUGGAACUAACAGAGUUGAUGUAACUGCCUAAUCAUAAUUACUUACUGUUUCUUUUAUUAUCGAGCGAAUUGUCGUGGACUCUUGACCUUAUCUGUGACGUAACGAUAAUUUAUAAUUCAAUUCAACGUGCAGCUGAAUAAACGUGUCGUUAAUAAAUAGUUAAUUAAAAUGUCCGACACCGUUGCUCAUAAAGUGACUAAGACUAUUGUCACCUCUCCUGAAAUAUAUAAACCAGUUGGACCUUACAGCCAAGCCAUACUGACAGGACACACGCUGUACAUCUCCGGCGUGUUGGGGCUUGACCAGCAGGCGCAGUUGGUUUGCGGCGGCGCCGAGGCGGAGGCGCGACAAGUGCUGAACAACAUGAAGCACGUCCUGGAGGCUGGAGGCUCCUCGCUCGCUGCCGUCGUCAAGACCACCAUCCUCCUUCGCGACAUGGAUGACUUUCAAGUUGUCAAUCAAGUGUAUGCAGAAUAUUUCCCAAGAGACUGUCCUGCGAGGGCCACUUACCAGGUAGCUAAGCUACCCCUUGGAGCUGCAGUCGAAAUUGAAGCUAUAGCACUGAGUGGCGAUCUGGUCAUCGCUGAAGCCGGACCCUGUCCUUGUUCCAAAGUUUAAUUGUAAUUGUUAAUGUUAGACCAAACAAGGUCUUUAGACAUUGAUUUACAAGAACGUCAUGGAAAAUGCUGAUAAUAUUUUUAUCCAAAUUCAGUUUGUUGAUUUGCUUGUAUUAAUGUUUUUGUUGUUUUAAUAAAACUUUAUAGAAUAUG